AUGUCAAACACAUUUCUAUGCAGCACUAUUGAAGAUCUUUCAGUUGAAUUAUGGUGUGAAAUCUUUGAAUUCUUCGAUGCUAAUGAACUUUAUCAUACAUUCGAUAAUAUCAAUUCAAAAAUCACUUCAAUACUCUCGGAAAUUACUCCAUUAUAUUUUAAUAUUAUAACAAUCAGAGAUUAUAAUUUUACUUCUAAUGUUAUUCUACCAAAAGUGACGAAUCGUGCCAAUAUUAAAUCAAUUAAAUUCGAUCGAGAAUUUCAAAUUGAAGAAUUUUUUACUCGAUGGUCAUUUAAUACGUUCAAUCAAUUACAUUGUCUUUCCUUAUUCUAUUUAGGUGAAAUGGGAUGUGAUUGUUCGUAUAUGCUCUUAGAACAACUAUCACAUUUAACAUCACUUGAUUCUUUACAUAUUCGAGUGGGAUGGAUUCCUAAUCAUGAUCGAUCAUUAAGGCGACUUUUUCAGUUAUUAUUUAUUGAAAAUGACGCCUUUCCUACUCUUAAACAAUUGGUUUUUAAAUGUAAUCAAGAUCGUAUUCUUCAUCUUCAAAUACCAACAACAACAACAAUGAAGCAAACAAAUUUAGAAUUGCUUACUCUUCCAUGUCUAAAUUUGACAGAUUUUCUACAAAUGCUAUCAUGUAUACCGUACAUUAGAUCUAUUAAAGUAAAUCGAUUAUAUUCUGAUCUUGAUAGAACAAUAUCAAUACCAAUCUUAUCGUCAAACUUUAUUUUACAACAUUGUGUUUACUUGAACUUAAGUUUUGAUUAUCAUACCAUCUUCGACGAUGUCAAACUUUUAUUAAAAAUAUUUCCUAAAUUAAAUAGAAUAAAACUUUUAUGUGACUAUAUUUUAUCGAAUGGAGAUCAAUGGGAAACAUUAUUAACAGAAUAUUGUUGUCAUUUACGAAAUUUUCAAAUUAAUUUUCAUCUUCAAUAUCACUUUUUUGAUCGACCAGCAUCAACCGAAAUACAGAAUAGUUUUUCAACAAUCUUUUGGUUAAAUCGAAAUGUUGAAAUCAAACAUAAUCAUAAUCAUAAUCAACAAUUAUUAAGUUCCAUCGUUCGAUUUAAAAAAUAUGAAUAA
Messenger RNA from Adineta steineri, 1086 nucleotides. Lineage: Eukaryota; Metazoa; Rotifera; Eurotatoria; Adinetida; Adinetidae. The record is from the annotation of a GenBank genome assembly.